AGAAAACCUGGCUCAGAAAGAAAAAGAAGAAAAAGAAAGGCGCUUGCGUAUGUUAGCACAAAAAGCCAGAGAAGAGAGAGCUGGCAUUUCCUCAACGACAUUGAAUACAGCUGAAUCUGAAUCAGAUUCAGAAUCUGAAGAUGAAAAGAUUCCAAAAUAUCUCGCACGUGAGCAAAACAGAGAUAUUUCCGAAAAGAUCGCUUUAGGUCUUGCGAAACCCACACUUAGUAAAGAUAGUCUUUAUGAUUCUCGAUUAUUUAAUCAAUCAGAAGGUCUUUCGUCAGGAUUUAAAGAUGAUGAAGUUUAUGACUUGUAUGAUAAACCUCUUUUUGCUAGCUCAAGUUCUACAAGUAUAUAUAACCCUAAAAAGAAUUUUGAUCCUGAUCAAUAUGGUGGUGGAGACGAAGAGAGCAUUAACAGAAUGCUAAGUGUGGAUAGAUUUGGAAUUGCUUCAAAAGGUUUCCAAGGAGCUGAUAAAAGCCAGCCAAGAGAUGGACCUGUGGAGUUUGAAAAAGAAGAAGCAGAUCCAUUUGGAUUUAAUCAGUUCUUGGAUGAUGCUAAAAAAGGAAGCAAGCGCGGGUUGGAAACGGAUAACAAUAGUCAGAACGAAAAACGAGACAAUCAUUAG
Messenger RNA from Scutellospora calospora, 628 nucleotides. The record is from the annotation of a GenBank genome assembly. Lineage: Eukaryota; Fungi; Glomeromycota; Glomeromycetes; Diversisporales; Gigasporaceae.